AUGGAUUUAUGAAAACACUCAUGCAAGAAGUUGGCAGGACUGGGGCAAACUUUUCCACCCGCUCCGCGUCCGCCGCUCCCUGCGCCUCGUCUCCUCUCCCCUCCUCGCCCGGCGGCCGCCGCUGCCCGCGAUGGUGGCAGGGCUGCUGGGCGGCGGCGGCGGAGCCCGCGGGGGGACCGUGCCGGGCGCCUGGCUGUGCCUGAUGGUGCUGCUGCAGCUGCUGGGCUCGGCGCCGCGGGGCUCGGGGCUGGCGCACGGCCGCCGCCUCAUCUGCUGGCAGGCGCUGCUGCAGUGCCAGGGGGAGCCGGAGUGCAGCUACGCCUACAACCAGUACGCCGAGGCGUGCGCGCCCGUGCUGGCGCAGCGCGGCGGGGGCGACCCGCCGGGGGCCGCCGCUGCCUUCCCGGCCUCCGCCGCUUCCUUCUCGUCGCGCUGGCGCUGCCCGAGCCACUGCAUCUCGGCCCUCAUUCAGCUCAACCACACGCGCCGCGGGCCCGCCCUGGAGGACUGUGACUGCGCGCAGGACGAGAACUGCAAGUCCACGAAGCGCGCCAUUGAGCCGUGCCUGCCCCGGACCAGCGGCGGCGGCGCGGGCGGCCCGGGCGCAGGCGGAGUUAUGGGCUGCACCGAAGCCCGGCGACGCUGCGACCGCGACAGCCGCUGCAACCUGGCGCUCAGCCGCUACCUGACUUACUGCGGCAAGCUCUUCAACGGGCUGCGCUGCACCGAUGAGUGCCGCACAGUCAUUGAGGACAUGUUGGCUGUGCCCAAGGCGGCACUGCUCAAUGACUGCGUGUGCGACGGCCUCGAACGGCCCAUCUGCGAGUCGGUCAAGGAGAACAUGGCCCGCCUGUGCUUUGGCGCGGAGCUAGGCAACGGCCCGGGCAGCAGCGGCUCAGACGGGGGUCUGGACGAGUACUACGACGAAGAGUACGACGACGAGCAGCGCGCCGGGGGAGCGGGCGGGGAGCAGGCGCUGGACGACGACGACGGCGUCCCGCACCCGCCGCGCCCGGGCGGCGGCGCUGCUGCGGCGGGCGGCCGCGGGGACCUGCCCUAUGGACCCGGGCGCAGGAGCGGCAACGGCGGUGGCCGCUCGGCCCCCCGAGGCACCUGGACCCCGCUCGCCUCCAUCUUGCUGCUGCUGCUCCCGCUGCUGUUUUAGCCCUCUCGCCCCCCGCCGUCGGCGGCGGGAGGGCCAGCGCCUGGACACCUGUGGCUUGGGGACAGAGGGGAUGGCUGGGGAUAGUUGCCAAAACGUUUUCAAAGUAGACUCUGCCUAGCCGGUCACCCCGCCACGACUCUUGGCACUUUCCCCGUCUCCUCUCCCGAGCAUGAUUUCUUGGACAUCCUCCCCUGUCCCCAUUCCAGGCUCCAGAAAUUCCCAACUCGUCUGCCCUACAGAAACUGGCCUAGCUCUAGAAUUCGGGAAACCUAGCGUGGAAUGGGAAUGGGGGAACAGAAACGUAGUCCUGGACUCCGAAGAGGAUGCUGACCGGUGGGGCCUUAACGGUUUCAAGGGACUGGGAUUGGAGCAGGGGGUUGGAAGGGGAAUUUAUAUUUGCAACAAGUCUGUUCUGUUUAUGAGCAUUUUUCCUGGGGAGCGGGGGAAGGGCCGGUGUUGACUUUUAUUGUGGCCAGUGAGGACACUGCAAUCGUAAGUAAUCAGAGAAGUCCCACUUACCUGUUCAUUCGUUUACUCUUGGUACCAGCGCCCUGAAUUCUGUUUUUUUGGGGAGAGGUGGGUGGGAAGAGAUUAAUAUUCCUGAAUUAGUUUGGGAUAACUUUGAGCCCUUGACCUUAAUUUCAUUUCCACCACUCUGAUCUCUUAGCACAUUUCUUAGGAUUAAGGGUCAAAAAAUGCUGAUCUAAAGAGUUGCUAAGUGGCAUUGAACAAUGCAAGUUUGUAUUAAAUGAGCUCUGCACUGCCAUCUAUGAAAGCCUCUUCAUGAUGUUUGUUUUCUUGUCAUUUUUGUUCUUUACAUCAAGAAACUAUAUGUACAAAUAUGCAGAGAACAUAUAUUGCUUCUGCUUUUAUCAGGGUGCUAAACCCUGGUACUUCUUAUAUAAAGUGUAUUAAAACUGGGGUUUGUUACCAGUUGCUGUACUUUGUAUAUAGAAUUUUUAUAAAUUGUAUGCUUCAGAAAUAAUUUAUUUUUAAAAAGAAAUUAAAAUUUUUAAAUCUGCAUCCAUGUUACACCUUUCCUCCUUGAAAUGUACGGAAUCAGUUUGUCGCCAGGGAUGCAAACCCACAGUCCAUUGUGAAGUGUGCUCUAUCUAGAACAGUUAAAAUGUACAGUGUAUUUUAUAGAUCUGAAGUUAACAUUCUUAUUUUCAAGAGAAUUUAUGGACAUUGUAGAAAUGUAUAAAUACAUUUCCAAACUGCCUUAAACAUUGUAUUUUUAUAGACAUUCUUUAAAAAAAAAAAGUCUUAUGUUUUAAGUAACUAUGGCUUUGUGUAUUUUUUGAUUAUUUGUUUUAUUAAAAUGUACAUCAGUAAAGAGUUUUAAGUAACGAA
Messenger RNA from Rhinolophus ferrumequinum (greater horseshoe bat), 2518 nucleotides. It is a transcript of the gene GAS1, whose product is annotated as growth arrest specific 1. Gene Ontology annotation, cellular component: plasma membrane. The record is from RefSeq and is a predicted model, not a curated record. NCBI's taxonomy places the organism in Eukaryota, Metazoa, Chordata, Mammalia, Chiroptera, Rhinolophidae. Gene Ontology annotation, biological process: negative regulation of mitotic cell cycle. The transcript has a single exon. The coding region runs from base 131 to 1165 and encodes 344 amino acids.